This is a messenger RNA of Triticum aestivum (bread wheat), 1276 nucleotides long. RefSeq lists its product as uncharacterized. The transcript has 9 exons. NCBI's taxonomy places the organism in Eukaryota, Viridiplantae, Streptophyta, Magnoliopsida, Poales, Poaceae. The record is from RefSeq and is a predicted model, not a curated record. The coding region runs from base 98 to 991 and encodes 297 amino acids.
CGCGUGACGCAACUGGCCACCUGUCCCAUAGCAGCACACCGGUGUCCGAGAACCAAUUUUACAAAGCCAUGGCGUCGACCUACCACUAUCGGCUACCAUGACUGCUGCACCCCCAGCGUUCGCAUCCCGCUGCCGCUUCCCGAUGGCCUCCACCGGCCCCCUCGGGGUCACGGUGUCCACAUCGGAGAGUGUUGGUCAGAAUGACUUGCUGAUUGUCGGGCCUGGUGUGCUUGGUCGAAUCGUAGCUGAGAAAUGGCGACAGGAGCAUCCAGAUUGCAAAAUUUAUGGCCAGACUGCAACCACAGAUCAUCACAGUGAACUAACUAAAAUUGGGAUAAUUCCCUCCCUGAAGGGACCCAGAGUUGAUCAGAAAGUUCCAUACGUUAUUUUUUGUGCUCCUCCAUAUCGCACGGAUGAUUACCCUGGGGAUCUUAGAGUUGCUGCAUCAAACUGGAGUGGGGAAGGUUCUUUCCUGUUUACAUCAAGUACUGCCGUGUAUGACUGCAAUGACAAUGGAUUUUGUGGCGAGGAUUCUCCUUGUGUGCCGAUUGGUAGGAGUCCUCGGACUGACGUCCUUCUAAAAGCAGAAAAUGUCGUCCUCGAGGCAGGAGGCUGUGCCCUGAGGCUAGCAGGGCUUUAUAAAAAGGAUCAAGGUCCUCAUGUUUUCUGGUUGUCAAAAGGAACUGUAGAUGCACGACCAGAUCUCAUAAUCAGUAUGAUCCAUUAUGAAGAUGCUGCUUCGCUUGGAAUUGCCAUCAUGAAGAGGAAACUUCGCGGGCGUGUCUUUGUGGGCUGUGACAACCAACCUCUGUCCAGGCAAGAAAUCAUGGACCGUGUUAACAGGAGCGAGAAAUUUGACGGCAAGUUUGAGGGCUUCACAGGUACAGACGGUCCAUUGGGGAAGAGGAUGGAUAAUUCCAAAACUCGGGCUGAGAUCGGUUGGGAGCCCAAAUAUCCUAGUUUCACAGAAUUCCUUGGUCUCAGCAAUUGACAUCUUGCCAGCUGCGACAUCCCUCUGAUUCCAGAUGUAAAUCAAUGCAGCCAACUUGAUAGCGGAUACAAUCUACAUUAUGAAUUUCUUCGAGAGUUGUCCUAAAGUUCCUCCUUAUGUUAGUGUAAGCAUGGUAAAUCGGUGUAUCAUAAGAUGGUGCAAUGCAUGGUCAAGAUUUGCAAAGGGUACCAUACUAGUAGCAUUUUCUUUUUGCGUGGAAACAAGGGACAUGUAUUAAUCAACCUGGAAGACGUUGGUUUUGUAUGUAUUUUUCCUUUUUGAAAA